AUGGCGCACGCCUUGCCACAUUGUAAGAAUGCAGACCUCUUCCUCGAACCCUACUUUCUCACUACUUUCAUUUUUCUUUUAGCGAUUCCCUCUGUCUUUGUUUGCGCGUACCUUAUCUUUCGUCUCCCACUAUUUGUAUUUACUCCUUUUCUUACUUGCAUUUUUCUUACUUGCAUUUAUUUCUUCUUUCGUUCCUUUUUCCCGGGGAUUUCUCUUUCUUUCUUUCUUAGUUUCCUUCCGUCUUUUUUCUUUCUUUCUUUCUUUUUUAUUGUGAGAUUUCACGCUUUCUAUUUUUCCAUUUUUGUAGAUUUUUCUUUAUUUCUUUCUUUCUUUCUUUCUUUCUUUCUUUCUUUCUUUUUUUCGUUCGUUCUUUCUUUCUUUCUUUCUUUCUUACAUAUAAUGCGAUUUUCUUUCUUUUCUUUCUUUCUUCCUUUCUUUCUUUCUUUUCUGUUAUUUGAUAUUUCUUACCCUUUCCCUUGUAGCUUAACUUCCUUCCUUCCGGCCACAAAUCCUCCCAUCUUUCUUUUACUUAAUACGACGUUUCCUAUUUUCUCUCUUUUCAUUCAAUCUUUCUUUCUUUCUUUCUUUCUUUCUUUUCCUUCUUUCUUUCUUUCUUUUUCUUUCUUUCUUUCUUUCUUUCUUUCUUUCUUUCUUUCUGUUUUUCCUAUAUUUCCUACUUUCUCCCUAUUAAUUUCGCUUCCUCUCUUCGUUCGUUCCUUCGUUCCUUCCUUUUUUCCUUCCUUCAUUCUUUCAUUCCACACUUCCUUCCGUACUUGCCCUGUCGAACGUUUCUUUCUUUCUUUUUUCUUUCUAACUUUCUUUUUUCUUUCUAACUUUCUUUCUUUCUUUCUUUCUUUCUUUCUUUCUUUCUUUCUUAUAUAUAAUAUUUUUCCUACUAUUCCGACUUUCUCCUACUACUUUCGAACACUUCCGUCUUUCUUUCCUUUUUCUUUCUUUUUCCAUUUUUCUUUCUUUCUCUCUUUCUUUCUUUCUUUCCGUCUCUUUUUCUUUCUUUCUUUCCGCCUCUUUUUCUUUCUUUUUCUUAUCUGCAUUUCAUUAUUAGAUUUGAUUGUUUCAUUGCUAGGCCUCGCUUCUGCUAACUCUCACCGAUGUCGCUUUUUUUUUUCAGCAGCCAGCUUGUCUCAUGCCGCAUCUUCAGCAAUUUUUCCUCCUCGCCUCUGUCUUUCUAUCUGCGAAUGUCUCCUAUAUUUGAGAGCAGUCUCUAUUGAUCUACAUUUCUCGGUCGCUUCAUAUCUAUCUAUCUAUCUAUCUAUCUAUCUAUCUGCUUUCUGUGAGUCGGUUUCUCUCGAAUUAUUAUCUGUCUUACUUGGUAUCUUGGUAUCCUCCUAUCUAUCUAUCUAUCUAUCUAUCUAUCUAUCUAUCUAUCUAAUGCUUCCUGUGUGUUUGUUUCUCUCAAAUUAUCUGUCUUACUUGGUGCCCUCAUAUCUAUCUAUCUAUCUAUCUGCUUCCUGUGAGCUGACUUCUCUCGAAUUGUUAUCUGUCUUACUUGGUGCGUUUUGGUGUCCUAUCUAUCUAUCUAUCUAUCUAUUUCUCUGCGACGUGACCAGUGUGAGCUUCGGGCCUUCACAAGCCCGAAGUAUUCAAUCACUUCUGCCUGCGACUAAGUAUUCGGUGGCAACACUUCCUCUUGAACACCGGCGUACGCUUUCGCUGCAAAAUUGGCCAUCUCCUAAAAGCUCUCCUCACAAAGCGACUUCGGUUGUUUGA
Acanthosepion pharaonis is the source of this 1728-nucleotide messenger RNA. Lineage: Eukaryota; Metazoa; Mollusca; Cephalopoda; Sepiida; Sepiidae. The record is from the annotation of a GenBank genome assembly.